This is a messenger RNA of Mesitornis unicolor (brown roatelo), 1539 nucleotides long. Its product is annotated as spore wall protein 2-like. Lineage: Eukaryota; Metazoa; Chordata; Aves; Mesitornithiformes; Mesitornithidae. The transcript is spliced from 2 exons. The record is from RefSeq and is a predicted model, not a curated record. The annotation marks the transcript as partial.
AUGUCAUCAUCUUCAACUGAGGAAAGUAGCCAUGAUCUUCCAAAAUAUGUACUUAAAAGUAAGGAAAAAGAAGAGGUCUACUAUGAAGGCAGAGAGGUCCAGAAAGCAAUAAAAACAGUAGGAAAAGUGAAAGGUUUGGGCUUAGAAAAAGAAGUCAGUGAGAUUGAGGAGAUGCAAGCUACAAACAAUACGAAAGAGUAUGUAGAAGAGACUGAGGUAAAAAGCCUGAAUGGGGAAGAUGCAAACUCUGAAGCUAAAUCUGAUGAAGACAGGCAGUUAGAAAUUAAGAAUGAGGAGGAAACUAAUCAAGAGCAGGAGAGUGAAUGUAGUGAAAAGGAAAAACUAGAUGAAACGUCUGACAGUGAAGAUGAACUAUGGAAGGAAGAUGAAGAGAGUGAGGUUGAAAAAGGUAGAGAUGAAGUUUCAGUAGAAGGAGAUGAAGAGGAAAAAGAUAAUGAGGAAGAAAACAAAAGAGAGGUAUCACAGGCUGAAAGAGACAGUGGGAAUGAGGGUGGAGAGGAGACUGAAGAGAGUAAUCAGGAAGGUGGGAAAGAGCAAGGAGAUGAGGGAGGCAGAUUGAUGGAGGAAGAAGAAACGCUGAGUGAGGGAGAAAAGGAGGAUAUGGAGGAGGCAUGUGCAAAAGAAGACACUGAAAAAGAAAAGGAGGAACAGGUCAAAAGUGAGGGGAAUGAUGAGAGUGAGGAUGAAGGUGAAGAUAGAGAGAGGGACGGAGAAAAAGAGGUAGAGGCAGAAGAGGAAGGAGAAGAUGAAACUGAAAAUGGAGAAGAAAACAAAGAAAAUGAGAGUGAAAAAGACAAAAAGGGUGAAGAGGAGGAGUUAGAAGAAUCAUUGUCAGGAAGGGAAGAUGAACAGGAAGAGGCAAAUAGGAAGACUAAGGAAGUGGAGGAGCAUGGAGUGGAAGAAAGAAAAGAGGGGGAAGGUGAAGUGGAAGAGGAAAGAGAUGAGGAGGAGGAAGAGGAAGGAGAGGAUGAGGAAGAAGAAGAGGGAGAAAGGGUGGAAGAAGAGGGAGUAGGAGAGGAAGAAGAAGAGAGAGUUGAAGAAGAUGAGGGAGAAGAGGGAGUUGAAGAGGGAGAGGAAAAAGAGGAAGUGGAAGAAGAAGAGGGAGAAAAGGAAGUGGAAGGAGAGGAAGAAGAGGGAGUGGAAGAAGGAGAGGGAGAAGAGGAAGUGGAAGGAGAGGAAGAAGAGGGAGUGGAAGAAGGAGAGGGAGAAGAGGGAGUGGAAGAAGGAGAGGGAGACGAGGGAGUGGAAGAAGGAGAGGAAGAGGAGGGAGUGGAAGAAGGAGAGGAAGAAGAGGGAAUGGAAGAAGGAGAGGGAGAAGAGGAAGUGGAAGAAGGAGAGGGAGAGGAGGAAAAAGAGGAAGAAGAGGAAGAGGAAGGGGAGGAAGAAGAAGCGGAAGAGGGAGAAGAAGGAAAAAGGGAAGAGGGGGAGGAGGAACAAGAAAGGGAAGAGGGAGAGGGAGAAGAAGAAGAGGAAGGGGAUGUGGGAGAAGAAGAAGAGGAUGAGGGAGAGGAGGAAGGU